CAGUUGUGCAUAUGCUGUAUAAAUAGACACAUUGGAUUGCUAUUGUUCCGUACUGAGGCAUGUGUGCACUCAUACUACAGAGUGUUUUACUAACUAUGUAAAGCCCUAAAGUUAGUCAUGUGAUACAAGGACAGUUUAUAAACCAGUUCAGAUUUGAUUCAAGGUCCAGAUUGAAACAGGGGGUAUUGUAACCUCCUAAAGGAUCCCCCAGAUCUACAGAAAACAAAGGCAGGUCUUAGUCCAAACAUGUCAGAUACAGAAGAAGUUCAAUAUGAGGAGAGUGAGGAGGAGAUUGAGGAGGGGAAUCAGGAGGUAGAGGAACAGGAGGAGGAGGUGGAGGAAGGUGUGGCCCUAGAACAAGGAGAGGAAGAAGAAGCAAAACCAAAGCCAAAAGCCUUUUUGCCACCCAUGGUUCCUCCCAAAAUACCUGAUGGGGAAAAAGUUGACUUUGAUGAUAUUUACCGUAAGCGCAUGGAGAAGGACCUGACAGAACUCCAGUCCCUGAUUGAAGCACAUUUCGAGAGCCGCAAAAAAGAAGAGGAGGAAUUAAUCGCUCUUUCCAAUAGAAUGGAAAAACGACGGACGGAAAGAGCAGCGGAGCAAAGAGUCCGUGCAGAAAAAGAGCGAGAGCGUCAGAUGAAGCUGGCGGAAGAAAAGGCACGGAAAGAGGAGGAAGAGGCAAAGAAAAAAGCUGAUGAUGAUGCCAAGAAAAAGAAGGUUCUGGGAAGCUUACAGUUCACCGGUUUAUUCCAAAGGACUGACAAGCGGGGAGGACCGAGGAAACAAACAGAGAGAGAGAAGAAGAAAAAGAUCCUUAGUGAGAGACGUAAAGAGCUAAAUGUUGAAGCCAUGAAUGCUGAGAUGCUCAGAGAGAAAGCCAACGAACUUUGGAAGUGGAUGUACCAACUCGAGGCAGAGAAAUUUGAACUACAAUACAAAUAUGUACGUCAGAAAUAUGAGGUCACUGUUCUGAGAAACAGGGUCAGCGACCACCAGAAAAAUACCAAAGGGCCUCGGAGCAAGAGAGGUUUAAGAAAAUAGAAAGUCAUCACCAAUGGGACAUUUUAAGGAGGCCUUCUUAAGAACAAACACAGUGAUGAGAUGGCACAAUUAUGAUGACAAUAAAUAAAUACAUUUGAAAUAAAACUUCAUAUGAAUUUAGUUGGUUUCAAGCAAUGUCAAUUCCUAGUGAUGGUUAUCUGUAUUGUUUAAAAUUUUAUAACAGGUUCAUAAAAGCAAUCAAAUUAACAGAAUGUACAUAUGUUCUGCUUCAUGACAUGAGAUGCAUCUUAAAGUGAAGAUACUUAAAGUUAAAUUUGUGCAAGUUUCUCAUGUAGGUUUGAAGAACUUGGAAUGACAAAUGGCCAUAUUUACACUAGUACCUAUACAGCGCUAAACACAGUUGCACAUUGUAAACCAAUAAAUCAUGAUGAAAGUU
Clarias gariepinus (North African catfish) is the source of this 1438-nucleotide messenger RNA. RefSeq names its product troponin T type 2b (cardiac) (gene tnnt2b). NCBI's taxonomy places the organism in Eukaryota, Metazoa, Chordata, Actinopteri, Siluriformes, Clariidae. Gene Ontology annotation, cellular component: troponin complex. The record is from RefSeq and is a predicted model, not a curated record. Gene Ontology annotation, molecular function: troponin C binding; tropomyosin binding; troponin I binding. Gene Ontology annotation, biological process: sarcomere organization; cardiac muscle contraction; regulation of muscle contraction. The transcript has 14 exons. The coding region runs from base 247 to 1041 and encodes 264 amino acids.